AUGGGGAGAGGAAAGGUACAACUAAGGAGGAUAGAGAACAAGAUAAACAGGCAGGUAACUUUCUCAAAGAGGAGAGGAGGGCUAUUGAAGAAAGCCCAUGAGAUCUCGGUUCUUUGUGAUGCCGAAGUUGCUUUAAUUGUCUUCUCCAACAAAGGAAAGCUCUUUGAGUUCUCUACUGACUCUUGCAUGGAGAGCAUCUUGGAGCGAUAUGAACGAUAUUCUUACACUGAGAGACAGCUAGUUGCAGCAGAUGCUGCACCGAGAAGCUGGACCCUGGAGUACAACAAACUUAAAUCUAGGGCUGAGCUCUUACAAAGAAAUCACAGGCACUAUAUGGGUGAAGAUAUAGAGUCAUUGAGCUUGAAAGAGAUCCAAAAUUUGGAGCAACAACUGGAUACUGGUCUUAAGAAUAUUCGCUCAAGAAAAAAUCAACUCCUGCAUGAAUCAAUCUCCGAGCUUCAGAAAAAGGGGAAGGCUAUACAGGAGCAGAACACUACAUUGACAAAGAAAAUCAAAGAGAAGGAGAAAGAGAAGACAAUAACACAAAACGUUCCAUGGGAACAGCAUAACUAUGUCGAUACUGAUGCAACCUUCCUCAUGCCACCACCACCUCCUGCUCUCAACAUUGGAGAAAAUUACAACCAAGGUGGUGGUGGUGGAGAAGCAGCUGAAGGGAGGACCAACGACCUCGACCUCAGUCUGCAGCCGAUAUAUUCAUGCCACCUGAGGUGCUUUCCUUCAUGA
Cynara cardunculus var. scolymus (artichoke) is the source of this 744-nucleotide messenger RNA. RefSeq names its product truncated transcription factor CAULIFLOWER A. The transcript has 8 exons. Gene Ontology annotation, cellular component: nucleus. Gene Ontology annotation, molecular function: protein dimerization activity; RNA polymerase II cis-regulatory region sequence-specific DNA binding; DNA-binding transcription factor activity, RNA polymerase II-specific. Bases 1 to 744 code for a protein of 247 amino acids. The record is from RefSeq and is a predicted model, not a curated record. NCBI's taxonomy places the organism in Eukaryota, Viridiplantae, Streptophyta, Magnoliopsida, Asterales, Asteraceae. Gene Ontology annotation, biological process: positive regulation of transcription by RNA polymerase II.